Molecule: messenger RNA, 732 nt
Organism: Dicrocoelium dendriticum
Lineage: Eukaryota; Metazoa; Platyhelminthes; Trematoda; Plagiorchiida; Dicrocoeliidae
Source: the annotation of a GenBank genome assembly
CUCCAAUCGCGCAUAACUACCUUGCUGCGCCAACAACAGUAUAAAUAAUAUCUACUGGCAAUAGAUAAAUAAUGAACAUACCACCCUUGUUUUAAUUAUCUUGGCGUUCAUUUUCUGCAACAAAGAUGUCGCGCGGUCGCGAGAGGGGCUACAAGGUUUACAUUGGUGAUUUACCUCGGGAGGCUUCGGAAAGAGAAAUCGAGCGCAUAUUCCAUGAUUAUGGAAGAUUGCGCAACGUCUGGGUGGCCAGAAAUCCUCCUGGAUUUGCCUUCGUAGAAUUCGAAGACUUGGCUGACGCUCAAGAAGCAGUACGCGAGCUCGAUGGAACCGUAAUGUGUGGUGUUCGAGCGCGUGUGGAACUCAGCAGUGGAAAAUCACGACAAAAGCCAUGGAUUCGUGGCGGUGGACGAGACGGGGGCGGUCGCGAAUUUGGCACACGUAGAGGACGACCAUUUGAUCCUUCGGACCGUUGCUACGAAUGUGGCGAACGCGGUCACUAUGCAUACGAUUGUCGCCGCCGUAAUGGUGGACCUGGCGUUGGACGUUUCGACGGACGUCGGCGAAGAUCAAGGUCCCUAUCAGGUCGCCGAAGUGGGUCACGCAGUCGAAGCCGAUGAACUGUUGUUUCCCGCUACUUCACUCCACGCAUGUAAUCUGCAGUUUUCCUUGUGUUUGCGGCAUUUACGUUCCAAUUCCUGAUAAUGUUAACGGCCUCAAUACAGUGUUACACGU